CGUCCUUAUCCGUACGCCUAGCUUCCAUUUUCAGUUAAUAUAAGACCUUGAUGUCUUUUGUUUCUUCUCCCUCCCUUUGUCGUUUAGGAGAAAUUAGUAGGAUCUCCAUAGUUUCAUUCUCUGUGUUUCUUGCUAACAGUAUGCGAAGAUUCACAGGCUUUUUCGUGAAACAGAGGGUGACAACACUUUUCCGGCGCCUGCUCCGGCGCCGCCGUUCUCCGUCAGCCUACCAGCGUCUAGACCCACCGUCCACAGAACCGGCCAAGCUCAUUCCCUCGCUCUCCAGAUUCACCCGGCACUUGACGUCCAAAGCAAGAGCGAUUUGCUCGAAGGCUCACUUUCCGGUUCCGGGUUCGGGUUGGCGGGCGAAGGAUCUAUCAGGGUGGCGAAGAGUGCCGAAAGGGCAUCUGGCGGUGUACGUGGGGCGGAGGGAUGAAGACUUCAAGAGGGUUUUGGUGCCGGCGAUUUACUUCAACCACCCUCUGUUCGGGGAGCUGCUCAGAGAUGCCGAGGAAGAAUUCGGGUUCUGUCAUCCGGGCCGGAUCGCCAUCCCUUGUCGGAUAUCGGAGUUUGAGCGUGUUCGGACCCGGAUCAUGGAGGGUACGGAAAGCUCCCGGAGAAUGGUCUUCCGGCGGCAUGAUGACGUCGUCGAACGCUAAUUGACACGUACUCAUUUUGGAGUGUUUUUUCUUCUUGAAUUUAUCGUUUUGGAAGAUAAUUUAUUUAUGAGUGUCGGUGGGGCACAUUCUCAUUUGUCCGUUUCAUUGUACAUUUUGUACUUGUCCCCGUGACCGUUUGAUUAUGAGCAGUUAUCUUAUCUUAUUCUAAAGGAUGAAAAGGAA
Messenger RNA from Cuscuta epithymum, 842 nucleotides. The record is from the annotation of a GenBank genome assembly. NCBI's taxonomy places the organism in Eukaryota, Viridiplantae, Streptophyta, Magnoliopsida, Solanales, Convolvulaceae.